AUAUGUUCUCUUGACUGUUCCACAUUUUUGCGUACCUAAUUCAUCCGACGCCUCCUUCUCCAAACUCCCAUUCCGAUCAUCUCUCUCGCCCUAAUUCCGACGAUUUCAUGGCCCAUCCCUUUCUACCUCCUCUGAUCCGUCUCCUUUUCGCUUUUCUCUUCCUCUCCUCGACCAUCGCAACCUCCGAUGUUCCAUUCAUUGUCGCCCACAAGAAGGCUUCCCUCACUCGCCUCAAAUCCGGCGCCGAACGCGUCUCUGUCUCAAUCGACAUUUACAAUCAGGGAUCUUCGACCGCAUAUGAUGUAAGUCUGAAUGAUGCAAGCUGGCCAGGAGAUAUGUUUGAUAUUGUGAGUGGUGAGACCUCCAACUCGUGGGAAAGACUUGAUGCUGGUGGCCAUGUAUCUCAUUCAUUUGAAUUGGAAGCAAAAUCGAAAGGAAUGUUUCAUGGUUCACCUGCUGUUGUCACAUUCCGUGUCCCUACAAAGUCUGCUUUACAGGAGGCCUUAUCAACCCCAAUUCUACCUUUGGAUGUCCUCGCUGACAGGCCACCAGAGAAGAAGUUUGAGUGGGUAAGUUUAUCCCUAUCCCUAGAAUGUCUUCUCCACUUCAAGCUUAAUGAUUUAAAGUCUUGUCAAUUUGGUUAACUGGAGCAAUACUUUUGCCUUUGCAUGGAAUUUAUCUCUCUGGGGGCGUUAUUUCAACAGGUUAAGAGACUGCUCACAAAGUACGGUUCUCUGAUCUCAGUGAUCUCCAUCAUCGUUCUCUUCAUCUAUCUUGUGGCUAGCCCAUCAAAAUCUGCUGCAAAAGGAAGCAAGAAGAAGCGUUAAUUGAAGAAUGGGAAGAAGAAAAAUAGGUAUAACUGUGUUUUACCCAAAAUUUGAGAGAGGAUGAUAUAUUUGGCUGAUGAUAAUAUUUUGUUGGGUUAGGAAAGGUACAGAAACUUUUUGAGUUGAUAGAUUUUCUUUGACCCCUAAUGAAGUAGAGCCGGAGGAAACAGAGUUUAAUUAUAGACAUCCACGAGAAUCAGUUAAAAGUUCAAACAAAUGGUGCCAGUAGUUGAGUUGUUGGGUUUUUUUUUUUUUUUUUUUAAAGUUAUAUUUCGGAUCUGUUCAUCAUGUUACUGAGUUGUUUCUUCUUUCUUAGCCAUGAAUCUCAUCUUCAUUUUCUUUGCUUCUAUAUAACCUCCAAUGGCGAAAUGAUUCCAAGGUACAAGAGUCCACACCACAUAAACUAAGUUUAGUUUUGAUUUAAUUAUAUCACAUAUAUUUCAAUUUGUGUUUGUA
Molecule: messenger RNA, 1283 nt
Organism: Cucumis melo (muskmelon)
Lineage: Eukaryota; Viridiplantae; Streptophyta; Magnoliopsida; Cucurbitales; Cucurbitaceae
Exons: 5
Coding region: 108-644 (178 amino acids)
Cellular component (GO): endoplasmic reticulum
Source: RefSeq, a predicted model, not a curated record